AUGGCUCGCACGAAGCAGACGGCGCGCAAGUCGACGGGCGGCAAGGCGCCGCGCAAGCAGCUGGCCACCAAGGCGGCCCGCAAGAGCGCGCCGGCCACGGGCGGCGUGAAGAAGCCGCACCGCUACCGGCCCGGCACGGUGGCGCUGCGCGAGAUCCGGCGCUACCAGAAGUCCACCGAGCUGCUGAUCCGCAAGCUGCCGUUCCAGCGCCUGGUGCGCGAGAUCGCGCAGGACUUCAAGACGGACCUGCGCUUCCAGAGCUCGGCCGUCAUGGCUCUGCAGGAGGCGUGCGAGGCCUACCUCGUGGGGCUCUUCGAGGACACCAACCUGUGCGCCAUCCACGCCAAGCGCGUCACCAUCAUGCCCAAGGACAUCCAGCUGGCGCGCCGCAUCCGCGGGGAGCGGGCCUGAGCCUGGCGCCCCCGCCCGCACCCCAAAGGCUCUUUUCAGAGCCACUCACGUGCCCUGGGGAACUGUAACCGCUGUGCCCUGGGGUCGGUGGGGUUGGUAGUUCACUUUCAGGUUGACUCCGUGGCGUCCGUGUACCUUGAACACGAGUGGUUAGUCGGGGAGGCCGUCUCUGCUAGGCUGCUGUGCGCGUCGGGUGGCGCCAGGGGGCACCCGUGCGCCAGGUGUAGAAGCUCGUCACGGGCCGAGACGGGGGAGGCUUUCCCGUUCUUGAGGUUUGUGUUGGAAGUUACUGACCGGCUCUGCUCCUUGUCAACCCCCUGCGUGCUCCUAGAGUUCGUGUUGAUGUGGGUACUGCGCAGAACUGUAGUCAGCUCUUGGGUUAGACAAACGAAAGAAUACAUGAACUGCAGGGGAGUAUUUUACGAAGUGUAAUUAAAGACCCUAG
Molecule: messenger RNA, 856 nt
Organism: Lepus europaeus (European hare)
Lineage: Eukaryota; Metazoa; Chordata; Mammalia; Lagomorpha; Leporidae
Product: histone H3.1
Exons: 1
Coding region: 1-411 (136 amino acids)
Cellular component (GO): nucleosome
Molecular function (GO): protein heterodimerization activity; structural constituent of chromatin; DNA binding
Source: RefSeq, a predicted model, not a curated record